UGAGUUAGAUGUUUGUAAGUGCAUAUUGUGCUCCGCUGUAUUAUGCACCCUCAUACAUGUGGGUUUCUUCUUCUACUAGUGAGUGCUGAAGUUUGGAGGUGCUAGAGCUUUGCUUGUGCUGCAACAAUUUUGUUGAAGACAACAACUCUAAGAAGUGGAAUGGGGAGUUUGGUUUAUAGACUAUUCUCUAGAAGGUAUUGCCAUUUUUCUUUUCCUGUGCCUUUGGAGAGGGCAAUUGACAAUUAUAUUGGAAGACUGUCCAUUCUGCCUGAAUUUGAUCGAGAGUUGGAAGCAAAACCUGAUAUCAAAGUUCCCAGUUUCUCUAGUGGUGGCUGUAUGGAGGUCAUGGCUGUCCCAAAGAAGAAGGUCUCUCCACCCAAAAGAGGCAUAAGAAAUGGACCAAAGGCUUUGAAACCUAUUCCAGUAAUAAUUCGCUGCAAGAGUUGUGGUCGGGUGAAGCUACCGCACUUCUACUGUUGUAGUGGGAUCAGGGGACAAGCAGGUGAACGGAGUGAUUCCACCAGUUAAGUUCUGUUGAAUAGCUGGGCUACAUGCAUGGUGAUGGUUAAUCAGUUUCAAUUUCUGAUUUUAAACUUGUGUCUAAAUUUGUCUGACCAAUUACUGUAUCUUCAAUUAACAUUUUGGCUUGGGCUUUAGCCAACAUUAUCAUUGAACUGCCGUUAAAUGUGAUCCCUAUUACCUUAGAGAAUUGGAUUAGUGUUCAUGUAGUCAGAACA
Molecule: messenger RNA, 737 nt
Organism: Telopea speciosissima
Lineage: Eukaryota; Viridiplantae; Streptophyta; Magnoliopsida; Proteales; Proteaceae
Exons: 3
Coding region: 160-528 (122 amino acids)
Biological process (GO): translation
Cellular component (GO): mitochondrial large ribosomal subunit
Molecular function (GO): structural constituent of ribosome
Source: RefSeq, a predicted model, not a curated record